AUGAUCAUUUUGGAAGUUUGUAACCGAGCUGUAGAAGAAAUUCUAGUCACCAGAUUUGAACAAGCAAAGGAGGAAUCCAGAUAUGAUAAGAUUGAUUACACCGUUGCGGAUUUCGAUAGUAUUGUUUACACCAUAAGUAACCCAAAUAAUGAUAAGAAAAAGAUACUUGUCAGUAUAUUCAUUAAAUUCUUCCAUGAAUUGAACGAACAUGGAGUAAAUGAAGUAUUGGCUCGUGAGUAUGGUGAUUUUCUCUCUUCAGCAGAGCCCAAUCAGAGUGUAACCUUAUGCAUAGAUUUGGAAAAACUACCUCCAGAUCAUAAUCAGUUAGCUCAUAAAUGUGGUCUUCUAAAAAGAUAUUGUAUGGCAGCUGUUUUUGAGAAGUUUUUCGAAUAUCAAAUUAAAUCUAACGUGGAUUCGGGUUCUAAGAGGGCGGUAAUACAUUAUAGAGACGAUGAGACAAUGUAUGUACAAGCAUUAGCUGAUCGAGUUACAGUUAUCUUUAGUACAACAUUUAAAGAUCCAGACGAUUUGUUAAUUGGAAAAGUUUUUAUGCAAGAGUUCACUGAGGUAAGAAGACGUCUUGAUCGAGCACCUCAAGUAUUGUAUUCUCAUCGCGUUCCACCAAAAGAAUUACAGGGAACUGAUGCAGUUAUCAGUGACUCAGUUGCGUACAUUACUUUUGUGCUUUUUCCGCGUCAUUUAUCCACUGAAUCUGCGCGUAAUUCUACCAUCGAUUUAAUACAAACAUUAAGAAACUAUUUACACUACCAUAUUAAAUGUUCCAAAGCUUAUAUGCAAAUGCGUAUGCGUGCUAAAACAGUGGAAUUCUUGAAAGUACUCAACCGUGCCCAUAUUGAACAUCCAACAAAUACUGUGAUUAAUACCAAUAUUACGACUGCUUCUGGUGAACCCACGCCUAUUUCACCAUCAGUGAACAAAAUCGGUGGUAUACAAAGUGAUAAUAUGGGUCGAACAAUGCGUACAGGUUAAUAUUUUCAAUCAAUCAAUCAAUCAAUUUAUUGAUUAUAGGAGAAGAAAAAGUAAAAAGAAACAUUCUAUCACAACGUUAAUUUCUUUUAUUAUUCUUUACUCUAUUCACUUUGAUAUUUUAUUAUAUUUUUUUAAAAAAUAUAGAAAUAUUCUUAAUUGUUUAUAAUAUCAAUGAUAGAUAGAUGUUCAUUAAUUAAUUGAAUAUCGAAGAAUAAUUACAACGAUAUUUCAAAAUAAUAAUAAUAAUAAUCAUGAAUACUUUAUUUUAUUUAUACAAAUAUUAUGUACUUUUUCCAAGUUAUUUUCUAAUGAUAUAAUAUAUGUGUCUAUAUUUUUGUUGCUAUCUUCCCCACCCCCACUUCCUAUUUUUUCUCUUUGAUUACUUUGAAUGUUUUACUGACUUUAAUUGGUAUUCCAUCCGGGAGGGGGGACGUUCUCUCUCUCCCUUGUGCGCACUUGCUUGCUUGUUCGGUACUCUUUUUUUUUUGAAGAAAAAAAAAAUCUUUUUGGCACAUUCCUUCCAGUUGGUGAUAUUUUUUUAUUGUUGUUGUUUCAUUCUCUUCAUUGAUCAUUCUAUCAUUGAUAUGGAACGAAUAUCUUGAGUAAGCAGUAUGUGAAAGUUGAUAAAAAAAACUGGAAGACAAAAAAAAAGUGAAACGUAAAGUACAACAUACCUGUUAUAUUCUUUUUUUUCUCGGAUUAUUAUUUGAUAACUUCAAUUCAUUUGCUCGUUUCACACUGUAUACCACCAUCGUUUUCUUUCUAUCGAGAAGAAAUACAUUCCUCUGAUUGCUCAUCAUUCCUUCCUAUAACAAGUAUAUAUAUAUAUAUAUAUAUAUAUAUAUAUAUAUAUAUAUAUAUUGAGAAAUGGUUACAACUAUUUUGUUUUUCUUAGUAAUCCCAUUUUGUUAAACAUUACGUUGAAUAAUAGCUAAACAGGGAUUAAUUUUCAAUUACUCAAUUGAGUAUAAAUGUUAGAAGUUUCAUUCCAUACACACAUCUAUUUUAGCAUUAGUUGUCAAGGCAAUUAACUGUAUCAAUAGAUGAAUCUUCACAUAUACAACAAAUAAAAUAGUGCCUGAAACACAACCAUCUAUACACACUUAUCGUUGGUGGUCAUCCGGUGAUGAUAACGAUAUUAAAGUAAAUGAAUCUUGCCAAUUGUAUUAUUUCUGUAUAAUCUUCAUUCUUUGUUGUAUUUUUUUUUGUUCUCAAUAAAUAACCAUGACUUUUACUGUGUAUGUGAUUUUCUUGUUACUUUUGUUUUCUCUAUAUGAAAACUAUUUUGUCUUUCUAUCCAUCUAUCUAUAUAGAUAUAUGCUGAUUUGUUUUAUCUAUAAUAAGGCUAGACUAUAUAGUUUGUCAACGACUAAUAUUAGUUUCUAUUCUCUCUCUCUCUAUCUUUACUAAUAUUAUUGUAAUCUCUGCCAAUGUAUAUCUUUAGUGCCUUUUGUUUUCUAUACUACUAUUUAUAUGAAAUGCAUCAAUUUGUUUUUAUACAAUUUUCUAUGUAUGUAGUUUGUUUGUUUGCUUUUGGUUCUCAUUGGUGAAUUCCCAGUAUUCCUCUGUGACGUAAUGCAUAAGUCGGUGGUAAGAGUUAGUACAUAGUUUCUUUAGUCAAUCAAAAACAAAAAAAACAAAACAAUCACUCUUUGUUUUAUUGGAAAGGAAACAAUAAUAUUAUAAAAAUCUAAACAGAUUUCAUAUCAUGAAUCUCUCUGCAAAUAAAUGGAAUAUACAUUAU
Messenger RNA from Schistosoma haematobium, 2734 nucleotides. RefSeq names its product Actin- protein 2/3 complex subunit 2, variant 2. The record is from RefSeq and is a predicted model, not a curated record. The transcript has 7 exons. Gene Ontology annotation, biological process: actin filament polymerization; Arp2/3 complex-mediated actin nucleation. Gene Ontology annotation, molecular function: actin filament binding; structural constituent of cytoskeleton. Bases 1 to 990 code for a protein of 329 amino acids. Gene Ontology annotation, cellular component: Arp2/3 protein complex; actin cytoskeleton. NCBI's taxonomy places the organism in Eukaryota, Metazoa, Platyhelminthes, Trematoda, Strigeidida, Schistosomatidae.